Molecule: messenger RNA, 348 nt
Organism: Abrus precatorius (Indian licorice)
Lineage: Eukaryota; Viridiplantae; Streptophyta; Magnoliopsida; Fabales; Fabaceae
Exons: 2
Coding region: 1-348 (115 amino acids)
Source: RefSeq, a predicted model, not a curated record
AUGGCAUGCACAACUAGAAUCUUGGUGUUUGUAACAUUGAUGCUUGCUAGCACUGUAGUGCUAGGGAAGCUCCAUGACAUCUCUGAAUGUGGAAGUAAUUUGUUAUCAGUUUUAGAGGCAUGUAGCCAGUUCAUACGAAAGGACGGGCCAAAGGUUUCACCAUCAGAUAAAUGUUGUGAAGUUUUGAAAAAAGUUGAUAUACCCUGUCUCUGUAAAAAUUUUCCACCUGAAAUUGAGGGCAAGAUCAGCAUGGAAAAAGCUGUCUAUGUAGCCCAGACUUGUGGCUGCUCUGUUCCUAAGGGAACCAAGUGUGGAAGCUACACUGUUCCUCCAGCUGCUCAUCUCUAG